CGCCGCCGCCGCCGGGAGCCCGGGCCGCGAGCGAGAGCAGCGGGGCUGACAGCCGGCCCCGCCGCCGGACGGCUCGGCGCCACCAGGUGAACGGACAUGGCGGGCUGGAUCCAAGCCCAGCAGCUGCAGGGAGAUGCGCUGCGCCAGAUGCAGGUGCUGUACGGGCAGCACUUCCCCAUCGAGGUUCGGCACUACUUAGCGCAGUGGAUCGAGAGCCAGCCGUGGGAUGCCAUCGACCUGGACAAUCCCCAGGACCGAGCCCAGGCCACCCAGCUCCUAGAAGGCCUGGUACAGGAGCUGCAGAAGAAGGCGGAGCACCAAGUGGGGGAAGAUGGGUUCUUACUGAAGAUCAAGCUGGGGCACUAUGCCACGCAGCUCCAGAACACGUACGACCGCUGCCCCAUGGAGCUGGUCCGCUGCAUCCGGCAUAUUCUGUACAAUGAGCAGAGGCUGGUCCGUGAAGCCAACAAUGGUAGUUCUCCGGCUGGGAUCCUGGUGGACGCCAUGUCUCAGAAACACCUCCAGAUCAACCAGACAUUUGAGGAGCUGCGCCUGGUCACGCAGGACACAGAGAAUGAGCUGAAGAAGCUGCAGCAGACUCAGGAGUACUUCAUCAUCCAGUAUCAGGAGAGCCUGAGGAUCCAGGCUCAGUUUGGCCAGCUGGCCCAGCUGAAUCCACAGGAGCGGCUGAGCCGGGAGACGGCCCUCCAGCAAAAGCAGGUGUCCCUGGAGGCCUGGCUGCAGCGUGAGGCCCAGACGCUGCAGCAGUACCGCGUGGAGCUGGCCGAGAAGCACCAGAAGACCUUGCAGCUGCUGCGGAAGCAGCAGACCAUCAUUCUGGACGAUGAACUGAUCCAGUGGAAGCGGCGGCAACAGCUGGCGGGGAACGGAGGCCCCCCCGAGGGCAGCCUGGAUGUGCUGCAGUCCUGGUGCGAGAAGCUGGCCGAGAUCAUCUGGCAGAACCGGCAGCAGAUCCGCAGAGCCGAGCACCUCUGCCAACAGCUGCCCAUCCCUGGCCCAGUGGAGGAGAUGCUGGCCGAGGUCAAGGCCACCAUCACAGACAUCAUUUCAGCCCUGGUGACCAGCACAUUCAUCAUCGAGAAGCAGCCCCCUCAGGUCCUGAAGACCCAGACCAAGUUUGCAGCGACGGUGCGCCUGCUGGUGGGCGGGAAGCUGAACGUGCACAUGAACCCCCCCCAGGUGAAGGCCACCAUCAUCAGUGAGCAGCAGGCCAAGUCGCUGCUCAAGAACGAGAACACCCGCAAUGAGUGCAGUGGAGAGAUUCUGAACAACUGCUGUGUGAUGGAGUACCACCAGGCCACCGGCACCCUCAGUGCGCACUUUCGGAACAUGUCACUAAAGAGAAUUAAGCGAGCUGACCGGAGGGGCGCAGAGUCCGUGACGGAGGAGAAGUUCACGGUCCUGUUUGAGUCUCAGUUCAGUGUUGGCAGCAAUGAGCUUGUGUUCCAAGUAAAGACUCUGUCCCUUCCCGUGGUGGUCAUCGUUCAUGGCAGCCAGGACCACAAUGCUACCGCCACUGUGCUGUGGGACAACGCCUUUGCUGAGCCAGGCAGAGUGCCAUUUGCCGUGCCCGACAAAGUGCUGUGGCCGCAGCUGUGUGAGGCGCUCAACAUGAAAUUCAAGGCCGAAGUGCAGAGCAACCGGGGCCUGACCAAGGAGAACCUCGUGUUCCUGGCACAGAAGCUGUUCAACAGCAGCAGCAGCCACCUUGAAGACUAUAAUGGCAUGUCCGUGUCCUGGUCCCAGUUCAACAGGGAGAAUCUGCCAGGCUGGAACUACACCUUCUGGCAGUGGUUUGAUGGGGUCAUGGAGGUGCUGAAGAAGCAUCACAAGCCUCAUUGGAAUGACGGGGCCAUCCUAGGUUUUGUGAAUAAGCAACAGGCUCACGACCUGCUCAUCAACAAGCCCGAUGGAACCUUUUUAUUGCGCUUUAGUGACUCCGAAAUUGGGGGCAUCACCAUUGCCUGGAAAUUUGACUCUCCUGACCGCAACCUUUGGAACCUGAAGCCGUUCACCACGCGGGACUUCUCCAUCCGGUCCCUGGCUGACCGGCUGGGGGACCUGAGCUAUCUCAUCUACGUAUUUCCAGACCGGCCCAAGGAUGAGGUCUUCUCCAAGUACUACACCCCUGUGCUCGCUAAAGCGGUGGAUGGAUAUGUGAAGCCACAGAUCAAGCAAGUGGUCCCUGAGUUUGUGAAUGCGUCUGCAGACUCUGCAGGGGCCAGCGCCACCUACAUGGACCAGGCCCCCUCCCCAGCCGUGUGCCCCCAGGCUCAUUAUAACAUGUACCCGCAGAAUCCGGACCCAGUCCUUGACCAGGAUGGAGAAUUUGACCUGGAUGAGACCAUGGAUGUAGCCAGGCACGUGGAGGAACUCUUACGCCGCCCGAUGGACAGUCUGGACCCCCGCCUCUCCCCACCUGCUGGUCUUUUCACCUCCGCCCGAGGCUCGCUCUCGUGAAUGUUUGAGUCCCCCACUUCUUGGAAACAAGCUCAGUGUGAAGGGUUCAUAUUACUUGUGAUGUUAGUAUUGCUCUGCAUAUUGAUGCCUCUGCUGGCAGCACAUUCACAUGUGCACGUGUGUGCGCAUGCACCUGCGCGCGAGGUGUGCCUGCCUCGCCUUCGCCCUCCAGGGUGUGUGGUUGUGGAGGCAGCCACCACCUUUCUCUUCAGAUCAAAGCAUCCCAAGGGCCCGCUGGGCCUGUCUCUGUUGUGGAAGGGGCUCAGCUUCCUCUCCUCAACGCAGGCAAACCUAGUCCCUGUCGGGACCUUUUCUGCCUAGCAGCUGUUUGAAUGAAAUUAUUCAAGGGGCACGGAGACAGGUAACGUCUCUAAGCUUAAGUUUUGCUCCUGAGUUAGAAGCUUCUUCGCCUCCAGAUGUGCGCAUAUGCAUUUAUGUAUGUGCAUCUGCUCUCAUGCGUGUGUGUUGGUCUAUUGAUUCUUUCGGGGGGGGGGGCUGGGGUUCCAUUUUGGGUACUAUUUUAUACUUUAUAUAAUGAAUACGGACUCGAGACUUUUUGUGAAUGGAGAGCUUAUCUAGACCACGGCCCUCACACGGUACAGAUGGGUCAUUUAAGUCUGGUUUUUCAGAGCUGCUCUGAGUAUGUGGCUUCUUAACCUCCUGGCGUCCAGCCAGAGGACUUGAGCUUCACAUCUGUGGUGCUGUUGCCUGGUCCUGCUAUCUCUUUUCAACCCCUAUCCCUUCCCAUCCACCGGGCCCCAGCCUUCUUUCCCGACUCUCUGCAACCUUGCUCGCAGGAGAGGUGGGAGAGGGGCAGGGACUGGUCUAUGACAUGGCGAUAUGGAGCACCAACAGGGGGCCGGGGACUUUGCAGGGUGAUCCCCUCCCCUCCCGGAAAAAUCCUGCAGUGAGGGACAGCCUCAGAGCAGCCGCGCUGCCAGCCGGUGGAACCUGGAGUGAGGGGUAAAAGCUGAUCUGCUCCCCUCUGCCAGGAGGUGCACCUGGAAUGGCCUCAUCAGUUGCAGACCGCUGAGGUCGGCUUGCUCCCAACCUCACACGCUCCUCGCUCUGGGGCAGCCGGUGGCAGGAGGUGGGGAGUCCCAGGUUGAAACAUCUCUGAAAGAAGGUGGGGAUGAGAAGAGGGAUUCUUGUGUACUUUGUACAUAGGCCACACAUUUGUGUGAACAGUGUUUUUGAAUAAAGUAUUUUUUUCAUAAA
This is a messenger RNA of Hyaena hyaena (striped hyena), 3699 nucleotides long. RefSeq names its product signal transducer and activator of transcription 5A. The record is from RefSeq and is a predicted model, not a curated record. Gene Ontology annotation, biological process: regulation of cell population proliferation; cytokine-mediated signaling pathway; regulation of transcription by RNA polymerase II. The transcript has 19 exons. Lineage: Eukaryota; Metazoa; Chordata; Mammalia; Carnivora; Hyaenidae. Bases 97 to 2481 code for a protein of 794 amino acids. Gene Ontology annotation, molecular function: RNA polymerase II cis-regulatory region sequence-specific DNA binding; DNA-binding transcription factor activity, RNA polymerase II-specific.